AUGUUCUCAGUGUGUGUUGUUGUAGCUGCUUUGGCGGCCGCGUGCCAAGCGGGAGUUAUCGGGGGCGGCGUCUACGGAGGCGGCGUCUACGGGGGCGGCGUGGAGGCGUACGGCCACGGCCACGCCGAAGACUACUACGCUUAUCCCAAGUACGAGUUCAACUACGGCGUCCAGGACGGCCACACCGGCGACCACAAGACCCAGCACGAGGUGCGCGACGGCGACGUCGUCAAGGGUUCCUACUCGCUGGUGGAGCCCGAUGGUAGCGUGAGGACCGUGCACUACACCGCCGACGACCAUAAUGGGUUCAACGCCGUGGUCAGCAAGUCCGGGCACGCCGCGCAUCCAGCUCCGGUCGCUCUUGGCCAUGGCCUUCACUACUGAUCUCUUGUCGACUGUUCUUGUACAUACCUCAUUCACUUGAUUUUUCUUGUGCACUUUCUUUGUACAUGCCAUAUUUAUUUUUGUAAUUAAAAGUGGUGCUCUCACA
Molecule: messenger RNA, 490 nt
Organism: Zophobas morio
Lineage: Eukaryota; Metazoa; Arthropoda; Insecta; Coleoptera; Tenebrionidae
Product: adult-specific cuticular protein ACP-20-like
Exons: 2
Coding region: 1-384 (127 amino acids)
Cellular component (GO): extracellular matrix
Source: RefSeq, a predicted model, not a curated record